Molecule: messenger RNA, 7129 nt
Organism: Camelus dromedarius (Arabian camel)
Lineage: Eukaryota; Metazoa; Chordata; Mammalia; Artiodactyla; Camelidae
Product: filaggrin-like
Exons: 2
Coding region: 1-6420 (2139 amino acids)
Biological process (GO): establishment of skin barrier
Cellular component (GO): keratohyalin granule; cornified envelope
Molecular function (GO): structural molecule activity
Source: RefSeq, a predicted model, not a curated record
AUGGGGCUUCCCAUGGCCAGGGAGGAGACAGCUCUAGGCACUCAGCGUCUCAUCAAGGGCAAAGAGGUGCACACAGAGAGAGUGACUCUGUCCACGGAGAGUCUGGAAGCAGCGCUGGCCAACAACACAGGAGCCGCCAUCAGCAGGAAAGAGACAACUCCAGGCACUCAAGGACCGGAUAUGGGCAAAGCUCGGCUCUCUCUGGUACUGCUAGACACAGGGAUUCCAGUACCAGUCACUCCAGUGACCGCCAAAGGUAUACAGAAGAUUCACGAAGGCAAUCUGAGACUGCCCACAGAAGAUCUGGGUCCAGUUCGAGACACCAACAUGGGGCUUCCCAUGGCCAAGCAGGAGACAGCUCUAGGCACUCAGCGUCUCAUCAAGGGCAAAGAGAUGCACACAGAGAGAGUGACUCUGUCCACGGAGAGUCUGGAAGCAGCGCUGGCCAGAGACAGGGGCACCGCCAUGAGCAGCAAGGAGACAGCUCCAGACACUCAGGGACUGGACACAGACAAACCACAACUGCGUCUACUAGCGUCUGGAAGCAGCACUGGCCAGAGACAGGGGCACCUCCAUGAGCAGCAAGGAGACAGCUCCAGACACUCAGGGACUGGACACAGACAAACCACAACUGCGUCUACUAGCGGUAGACACAGGGAAUCCAGUGUUAGCCAGGCGAGUGACAGCGACGGCUCCUAUGAAGAUGCAGGGAGACAAACUGUGACCACCCAUGGAAGAUCUGGGUCCAGUUCAAGGCACCAACAUGGGGCUUCCCAUGGCCAAGCAGGAGACAGCUCUAGGCACUCAGCAUCUCAUCAAGGGCAAAGAGGUGCACACAGAGAGAGGGACUCUGUCCACGGAGAGUCUGGAAGCAGCACUGGCCAGAGACAGGGGCACCGCCAUGAGCAGCAAAGAGACAGCUCCAGACACUCAGGGACUGGAUAUGGACAAAGCUCAACUGUGUCCAGUCACAGUAGACCCAGGGAAUCCAGUGUUAGCCAGGCAAGCGACAGCGACGGCUCCUAUGAAGAUGCAGGGAGACAAACUGUGACCACCCAUGGAAGAUCUCGGUCCAGCUCAGUGAGCCAAUAUGGGGCUUCCCAUGGCCAGGGAGGAGACAGCUCUAGGCACUCAGCGUCUCAUCAAGGGCAAAGAGGUGCACACAGAGAGAGUGACUCUGUCCACGGAGAGUCUGGAAGCAGCGCUGGCCAACAACACAGGAGCCGCCAUCAGCAGGAAAGAGACAACUCCAGGCACUCAAGGACCGGAUAUGGGCAAAGCUCGGCUCUCUCUGGUACUGCUAGACACAGGGAUUCCAGUACCAGUCACUCCAGUGACCGCCAAAGGUAUUCAGAAGAUUCACGAAGGCAAUCUGAGACUGCCCACAGAAGAUCUGGGUCCAGUUCGAGACACCAACAUGGGGCUUCCCAUGGCCAGGCAGGAGACAGCUCUAGGCACUCAGCGUCUCAUCAAGGGCAAAGAGAUGCACACAGAGAGAGUGACUCUGUCCACGGAGAGUCUGGAAGCAGCGCUGGCCAGAGACAGGGGCACCGCCAUGAGCAGCAAGGAGACAGCUCCAGACACUCAGGGACUGGACACAGACAAACCACAACUGCGUCUACUAGCGGUAGACACAGGGAAUCCAGUGUUAGCCAGGCGAGUGACAGCGACGGCUCCUAUGAAGAUGCAGGGAGACAAACUGUGACCACCCAUGGAAGAUCUGGGUCCAGUUCAAGGCACCAACAUGGGGCUUCCCAUGGCCAAGCAGGAGACAGCUCUAGGCACUCAGCGUCUCAUCAAGGGCAAAGAGAUGCACACAGAGAGAGUGACUCUGUCCACGGAGAGUCUGGAAGCAGCGCUGGCCAGAGACAGGGGCACCGCCAUGAGCAGCAAGGAGACAGCUCCAGACACUCAGGGACUGGACACAGACAAACCACAACUGCGUCUACUAGCGGUAGACACAGGGAAUCCAGUGUUAGCCAGGCGAGUGACAGCGACGGCUCCUAUGAAGAUGCAGGGAGACAAACUGUGACCACCCAUGGAAGAUCUGGGUCCAGUUCAAGGCACCAACAUGGGGCUUCCCAUGGCCAAGCAGGAGACAGCUCUAGGCACUCAGCAUCUCAUCAAGGGCAAAGAGGUGCACACAGAGAGAGGGACUCUGUCCACGGAGAGUCUGGAAGCAGCGCUGGCCAGAGACAGGGGCACCGCCAUGAGCAGCAAGGAGACAGCUCCAGACACUCAGGGACUGGACACAGACAAACCACAACUGCGUCUACUAGCGGUAGACACAGGGAAUCCAGUGUUAGCCAGGCGAGUGACAGCGACGGCUCCUAUGAAGAUGCAGGGAGACAAACUGUGACCACCCAUGGAAGAUCUGGGUCCAGUUCAAGGCACCAACAUGGGGCUUCCCAUGGCCAAGCAGGAGACAGCUCUAGGCACUCAGCAUCUCAUCAAGGGCAAAGAGGUGCACACAGAGAGAGGGACUCUGUCCACGGAGAGUCUGGAAGCAGCACUGGCCAGAGACAGGGGCACCGCCAUGAGCAGCAAAGAGACAGCUCCAGACACUCAGGGACUGGAUAUGGACAAAGCUCAACUGUGUCCAGUCACAGUAGACCCAGGGAAUCCAGUGUUAGCCAGGCAAGCGACAGCGACGGCUCCUAUGAAGAUGCAGGGAGACAAACUGUGACCACCCAUGGAAGAUCUCGGUCCAGCUCAGUGAGCCAAUAUGGGGCUUCCCAUGGCCAGGGAGGAGACAGCUCUAGGCACUCAGCGUCUCAUCAAGGGCAAAGAGGUGCACACAGAGAGAGUGACUCUGUCCACGGAGAGUCUGGAAGCAGCGCUGGCCAACAACACAGGAGCCGCCAUCAGCAGGAAAGAGACAACUCCAGGCACUCAAGGACCGGAUAUGGGCAAAGCUCGGCUCUCUCUGGUACUGCUAGACACAGGGAUUCCAGUACCAGUCACUCCAGUGACCGCCAAAGGUAUUCAGAAGAUUCACGAAGGCAAUCUGAGACUGCCCACAGAAGAUCUGGGUCCAGUUCGAGACACCAACAUGGGGCUUCCCAUGGCCAGGCAGGAGACAGCUCUAGGCACUCAGCGUCUCAUCAAGGGCAAAGAGAUGCACACAGAGAGAGUGACUCUGUCCACGGAGAGUCUGGAAGCAGCGCUGGCCAGAGACAGGGGCACCGCCAUGAGCAGCAAGGAGACAGCUCCAGACACUCAGGGACUGGACACAGACAAACCACAACUGCGUCUACUAGCGGUAGACACAGGGAAUCCAGUGUUAGCCAGGCGAGUGACAGCGACGGCUCCUAUGAAGAUGCAGGGAGACAAACUGUGACCACCCAUGGAAGAUCUGGGUCCAGUUCAAGGCACCAACAUGGGGCUUCCCAUGGCCAAGCAGGAGACAGCUCUAGGCACUCAGCGUCUCAUCAAGGGCAAAGAGAUGCACACAGAGAGAGUGACUCUGUCCACGGAGAGUCUGGAAGCAGCGCUGGCCAGAGACAGGGGCACCGCCAUGAGCAGCAAGGAGACAGCUCCAGACACUCAGGGACUGGACACAGACAAACCACAACUGCGUCUACUAGCGGUAGACACAGGGAAUCCAGUGUUAGCCAGGCGAGUGACAGCGACGGCUCCUAUGAAGAUGCAGGGAGACAAACUGUGACCACCCAUGGAAGAUCUGGGUCCAGUUCAAGGCACCAACAUGGGGCUUCCCAUGGCCAAGCAGGAGACAGCUCUAGGCACUCAGCAUCUCAUCAAGGGCAAAGAGGUGCACACAGAGAGAGGGACUCUGUCCACGGAGAGUCUGGAAGCAGCACUGGCCAGAGACAGGGGCACCUCCAUGAGCAGCAAGGAGACAGCUCCAGACACUCAGGGACUGGACACAGACAAACCACAACUGCGUCUACUAGCGGUAGACACAGGGAAUCCAGUGUUAGCCAGGCGAGUGACAGCGACGGCUCCUAUGAAGAUGCAGGGAGACAAACUGUGACCACCCAUGGAAGAUCUGGGUCCAGUUCAAGGCACCAACAUGGGGCUUCCCAUGGCCAAGCAGGAGACAGCUCUAGGCACUCAGCAUCUCAUCAAGGGCAAAGAGGUGCACACAGAGAGAGGGACUCUGUCCACGGAGAGUCUGGAAGCAGCACUGGCCAGAGACAGGGGCACCGCCAUGAGCAGCAAAGAGACAGCUCCAGACACUCAGGGACUGGAUAUGGGCAAAGCUCAACUGUGUCCAGUCACAGUAGACCCAGGGAAUCCAGUGUUAGCCAGGCAAGCGACAGCGACGGCUCCUAUGAAGAUGCAGGGAGACAAACUGUGACCACCCAUGGAAGAUCUCGGUCCAGCUCAGUGAGCCAAUAUGGGGCUUCCCAUGGCCAGGGAGGAGACAGCUCUAGGCACUCAGCGUCUCAUCAAGGGCAAAGAGGUGCACACAGAGAGAGUGACUCUGUCCACGGAGAGUCUGGAAGCAGCGCUGGCCAACAACACAGGAGCCGCCAUCAGCAGGAAAGAGACAACUCCAGGCACUCAAGGACCGGAUAUGGGCAAAGCUCGGCUCUCUCUGGUACUGCUAGACACAGGGAUUCCAGUACCAGUCACUCCAGUGACCGCCAAAGGUAUUCAGAAGAUUCACGAAGGCAAUCUGAGACUGCCCACAGAAGAUCUGGGUCCAGUUCGAGACACCAACAUGGGGCUUCCCAUGGCCAGGCAGGAGACAGCUCUAGGCACUCAGCGUCUCAUCAAGGGCAAAGAGAUGCACACAGAGAGAGUGACUCUGUCCACGGAGAGUCUGGAAGCAGCGCUGGCCAGAGACAGGGGCACCGCCAUGAGCAGCAAGGAGACAGCUCCAGACACUCAGGGACUGGACACAGACAAACCACAACUGCGUCUACUAGCGGUAGACACAGGGAAUCCAGUGUUAGCCAGGCGAGUGACAGCGACGGCUCCUAUGAAGAUGCAGGGAGACAAACUGUGACCACCCAUGGAAGAUCUGGGUCCAGUUCAAGGCACCAACAUGGGGCUUCCCAUGGCCAAGCAGGAGACAGCUCUAGGCACUCAGCAUCUCAUCAAGGGCAAAGAGGUGCACACAGAGAGAGGGACUCUGUCCACGGAGAGUCUGGAAGCAGCGCUGGCCAGAGACAGGGGCACCGCCAUGAGCAGCAAGGAGACAGCUCCAGACACUCAGGGACUGGAUAUGGACAAAGCUCAACUGUGUCCAGUCGCAGUAGACCCAGGGAAUCCAGUGUUCGCCAGUCGAGCGACAGCGAGGGGCACUCUGAAAAUGCAAGGAGACAAACUGUGACCACCCAUGGAAGAUCUCAGUCCAGCUCAGUAAGCCAAUACGGGGCUGCACAUGACCAGACAAGAGACAGUUUGAGACACUCAGACUCUCAUGAAGGGCACAGAGGCACAUACAGAGAGAGGGACUCUGUCCACGGAGAGUCUGGAAGCAGCGCUGGCCAGAGACAGGGGCACCACCAUGAGCAGCAAAGAGGCAGCUCCAGACACUUGGGGACUGCAUAUGGACAAAGUUCAACUGUGUCCAGUCGCAGUAGACCCAGGGAGUCCAGUGUUAGCCAGGCGAGUGACAGCGACGGCUGCUAUGAAGAUGCAGGGAGACAAACUCUGACCACCCAUGCAAGAUCUGGGUCCAGUUCAAGGCACCAACAUGGGCUUUCCCAUGGCCAGGAAGGAGACAGCUCUAGGCACUCAGCGUCUCAUCAAGGGCAAAGAGUUGCACACAGAGAGAGUGACUCUGUCCACGGAGAGUCUGGAAGCAGCGCUGGCCAGAGACGGGGGCACCUCCAUGAGCAGCAAAGAGACAGCUCCAGACACUCAGGGACUGGACACAGACAAACCUCAACUGCGUCUGGUAGCAGUAGACACAGGGAAUCCAGUGUUAGCCAGGCGAGCGACAGCGACGGCUCCUAUGAAGAUGCAGGGAGAAUAACUCUGACCACCCAUGCAAGAUCUGGGUCCAGUUCAAGGCACCAACAUGGGGCUUCCCAUGGUCAGGCAGGAGUCAGCUCUACCCACUCAGAAUCUCAGCAACGGUAUAGGCCCGCCCCUACAGAGAGGGAUUCUGUCCAGGGAGAGUCUGGAAGCAGUGCUGGCCAGAGACAGGGGCACAGCCAUGAGCAGCAAAGAGACAGCUCCAGACACUCAGGGAGUGAAUAUGGACAAAGCUCAACUGUGUUCAGUAGCCAUAGACACAGAUUGUCCAGAGUUGGUCAUGUUAGUGACAGUGCUGGUUAUUCUCAAACUGCUGGUAGACAGUUAGGGACCGCUUCCAGAAAGUCUAGGUCCAGCUCAAGGAAACAAAUGCAUGAUGCAGUUCAAGAUUGGCGACAUGGCAGCUAUGGAAGUUCAGAUUAUGACUAUGGACAGUCAAGGUUUGGACAGUCUCAGUAUGGCAUGUAGGAUUCAGGGACAGACCUCAAUCCUGAGAAGAAUUUAUUAGCUCCAAUAUAACAAGCAGUAAUACACACCCAGGAACAUAUGGCCAUCCAAGUGAUCUUUUGAAACAGAUGGGAUUUCAUCCAUUCCAAAGAUCCUUUUAUUGUAAGUUAGAAAUUAAUUUUUUGAGUAAUUAACCUAAAGAAUAUGAGAAUGACAAAGACACAACUUGAGUCAAGAAUAAUUUCAUUAUGCUUUCAGGGAGGUUAUCUUCUCUUAUCUUUUUAAAAAAUUUAGUUACACUAUUUCUUUCCAUUGGUGAUAGGUACUUUUGUUUUCUCUAGGAAGCUUUGAACUUUAUAGUUACAAAGUGGUGAAUGGAAGAAAGCAAUUCCAAUCAGUGCUAAAUUUAGAAAUCCAUGAGUAUUUGGGGAGAUUGAAGCUCAAGUAUGAACUUUUCUUUUGAACGGUAAAUUUUAGAACUCUGAAUGUUGUUACAUUAAUAUUUGCCAAAUAUUUCAAAGUAACCAAAGGUGUAAAAUCACCAUUCUGUAAGCCAAAUCUGCUAUAUUAAUAUCAGGUCUCAGUACACCUGCCUGUAUUAUCUUUGUAUUGAAACUCUGUAUUUUUGCAUUCAUUAAUCACCUUAGGUAUAUAAAAUCAAAAAACCUGUACUGCAUGAAAAUUGAAAAUAAACUAUUGAUGAUACAUCAUUGUUUGUCUCUUCCAUACU